This is a messenger RNA of Vicugna pacos (alpaca), 7610 nucleotides long. Lineage: Eukaryota; Metazoa; Chordata; Mammalia; Artiodactyla; Camelidae. The record is from RefSeq and is a predicted model, not a curated record.
CGCUGGGACUCCUCGGGAAGAAAAGGAACGAAGCGAACAAUGAUGACCAUAUUUUACAUUUAGACGCCAACCCCCUCCCUCCAGCCCGGAGGAAUCGCGGGGAGCAGCGCGCGGCGGGGGCGGGCCGCAGAUCUGGCCGGGAUGCCCAUCGACUGGCAGGUCUCGGUCCUGAGAUAGCAACAGGGCGAGCUGAGGACAAACCCCGCGCGAGGGCACCCGUCCGCGGGCAGAUCCGGAGUCCCUCGGCCCGGCCCGGUGCCCGGUCACGCAUCCUGGUCGCCGCCUCCCGGCUCCCCACGCUGGUGCCCGCAGGUCCCACGCCGGGAGGUCCCAGCGCCACAGUCUCAGACCUCGGGCGCUGGGGAGGCCCGGGGGCUCCCCCAGCGUCAGGGGAGCGGGAGGAGACUGGAUUGGGGGCCACGGCCAAGGACAACCCCGGGAGAAGAACCCGCGCCGGCUGCGGGCCGGGGGUGGGCAGCCCGGAUCCCAGGGGUCUGGAGGGAGCGGGGUGGGAGGCAACAAAGAGCCUUUGCUAACCCGCCGUCGCCGCGCCCGCUCCCGGCCCCUCCCCGCUCUCUGCAGUCCGGUGGGGGCCCGGGCCGGCGGCGGGAGGGGGUGCCCGGCCCCCCGCCUCCCCUCCCCCCCGCCUCCCCUCCCCCCCGCACCGCCCCCUCGCCCCGGGGGGAAGGAGGGGAGGAGGGCGGCGCCUGCGUGUUCCUCCGCCGCGCGCCCCGCCUCCUCCCGGGCUCCUCCCGGCGAUCCCGACUCUCCUCCCGCGGCUGCCGCAGCUGCCGGUUGCACACGGCCUCGGCGGCGGGCGCGGCGGGCACGGGCCUGUGGAGCGGCGGCCGGGCGCGCGGCCCCGGCGGGCACCCCUCCGAGGGCGGUCGAGGAAGCUCCCGGAGGAGGAGGAGGAGGAGGAGGUGGAGGAGGUGGAGGAGGUGGGUGGGUGCGGUGGCCGCGGGACCGGCUUGGCGCCUCGGCCUCUCCGCCCCCUCCCCAGCUUUUCUUUCGCCCUCUUCUCUCCCGCUCCGGGCCGGCGCCUCGGCUUUGUGCGAGGAGAUGGUGUAGCCUCGCGGCCGCCCGAAGGAGGAGCUGGACACUUGUCUCCCGGCCCCGAGCGGCGUCCCCGCCCCUGGAGGAGAGACCCCCUUCGGCUCGGCGCCUCCUGCGUCUCCCGGCUGCUGGGGAAGCCUCGGUGCGGCCGGCACCAUGAGUGAACAGAGUAUCUGUCAGGCAAGAGCUGCUGUGAUGGUUUACGAUGAUGCCAAUAAAAAGUGGGUGCCAGCUGGUGGCUCAACUGGGUUCAGCAGAGUUCAUAUAUAUCACCAUACUGGCAACAACACAUUCAGAGUGGUGGGCAGGAAGAUUCAGGACCAUCAGGUCGUGAUAAAUUGUGCCAUUCCUAAAGGGUUGAAGUACAAUCAAGCUACACAGACCUUCCACCAAUGGCGGGAUGCUAGACAGGUGUAUGGUCUCAACUUUGGCAGCAAAGAAGAUGCCAAUGUCUUCGCAAGUGCCAUGAUGCAUGCCUUAGAAGUGUUAAAUUCACAGGAAACAGCCCAGAGCAAGGUUACUGCUACCCAGGACAGCACUAAUUUGCGAUGUAUUUUCUGUGUGUUCUAUUUAGGGCCAACAUUGCCUAGACAAAAUUCACAACUACCUGCCCAAGUCCAGAAUGGCCCAUCACAAGAAGAAUUGGAAAUUCAAAGAAGGCAACUACAAGAACAGCAACGACAAAAGGAGCUGGAGCGGGAAAGGCUGGAGAGAGAAAGAAUGGAAAGGGAGAGAUUGGAGAGGGAGAGGUUAGAAAGGGAAAGGCUGGAGAGGGAGCGACUCGAACAGGAGCAGCUGGAGAGAGAGAGACAAGAAAGGGAACGUCAGGAUCGCCUGGAGCGCGAGAGACUGGAGCGUGAGAGACUGGAGAGACUGGACCGAGAAAGGCAAGAAAGAGAGCGACAAGAGCAGCUGGAAAGGGAGCAGUUGGAAUGGGAGCGAGAACGAAGAAUAUCAAAUGCCGCUGCCCCUGCCUCUGUGGAGACUCCUCUAAACUCUGUGCUGGGAGACUCCUCUGCUUCUGAGCCAGGCUUGCAGGCAGCCUCUCAGCCGGCCGAGACUCCAGCCCCACAGGGCAUUGUCUUGGGACCACCUGCACCUCCACCCCCUCCUCCACUCCCACCAGGUCCUGCGCAGGCUUCAGCUGUGCUCCCUCCUCCCCCAGGACCCCCUCCACCCCCUCCACUUCCAUCCUCAGGGCCUCCACCUCCGCCUCCUCCACCACCUCUUCCUAAUCAAGUACCCCCCCCUCCUCCACCACCUCCUGCUCCCCCUCUCCCUGCAUCUGGAUUUUUUUCGGGAUCCAUGACUGAAGACAAUCGCCCUUUAACUGGACUCGCAGCUGCAAUUGCUGGAGCAAAACUUAGGAAAGUGUCACGGAUGGAGGAUGCCUCAUUCCCAGGCGGAGGGAACACCAUUGGUGUGAAUUCGGCCUCAUCUAAAACAGAUACGGGUCGUGGAAAUGGACCCCUUCCUUUAGGGGGUAGUGGUUUAAUGGAGGAAAUGAGUGCCCUGCUGGCCAGGAGGAGAAGAAUUGCUGAAAAGGGAUCAACAAUAGAAACAGAACAAAAAGAAGACAAAAAUGAAGAUUCAGAGCCUGUAACUUCCAAGGCCUCUUCAACAAGUACACCUGAACCGACAAGAAAACCUUGGGAAAGAACAAAUACAAUGAAUGGCAGCAAGUCACCUGUUAUUUCCAGACGGGAUUCUCCAAGGAAAAAUCAGAUUGUUUUUGACAACAGGUCCUAUGAUUCAUUACACAGACCAAAAUCUGCACCCUCGUCACAGCCCAGUGCCAAUGGAGUCCAGACGGAGGGACUGGACUAUGACAGGCUGAAGCAGGACAUUUUAGAUGAAAUGAGAAAAGAAUUAACAAAGCUAAAAGAAGAGCUCAUUGAUGCAAUCAGGCAGGAACUGAGCAAGUCAAAUACUGCAUAGAGAAACAAACUAAGGAGAGAUAGGACUUUAAUCUGGAGAAAGGAAAAAAAAAAAAACCUGCAAAGAACAACUGUUAACAACAAAACCCCUACAUUUUGUGAGCUGUAAGAAGAAAAUGGAGACAAACAGUCGGAAGGAGGGAAAACUCAACAUACUUUGAAAGCCUUCAGACAUUACUACUCUGGCGAUAAGCUAUUUCCCUCCCAGUUUGCUGCUUUUUUCUGACCUUUACAACAGGAUGGAAGAGUCGUAAAAGAGUUCCUGGAACAGUUAUGCAGAAAAUGCUAAACCCGUCAGGCAGGAUCACCGUGCAUUGAAAUAUUUUCAUGUCAAGAUUAAAUGGCACAUUUUCCACAAUCCAUUGCUAAAAUAAAGAGGAGAAAGGCUUAAGAAGUUUUUUUCAGAGAAUGCUGGUGAAGAAUUUAGCAAGUUACACUAUUGUAUUGUAAAUGUUUCUCUCAGGUUUGUCUUCCUAUCGUAUUUGAUAUUCCAUGAAUAAUCGAGAUCAGCCCUAUGUAAGUUAAGAUUUUAAAAUGUGGAACAAAUGGAAUUGUACGUGCUUUCAGAGGGUGAUAUUUAUAAGAAAGUGUCCUAAAAAUAAUUUGUCCAGCUUGAGGAAUUUGAGAAUGAUAGGAAGUCUCUCGAGGUAGCCUUCAUGCAAUUUUGUAGAUUCAAACAUAAAAUUCGUCCAGAAUUUAAAGAUUUAGAUGCCUUCCUAAAUUGUUACAAUGCUUUACCAAAUCUAUGACUCCUACAUAACACAAACCAGUGGUCAAAUGUAAAACAGUAUAUUGUAGAUUUACUGUAGGUUUUCAACCUUUUUUAGAUUUAUGCAUGUGGACAUUUUUAUAAUGUAAUUACAAUCACCACAAAAUUAGCUUUUUUAAUUGCAGACAGUAAUGCAUGUCAGACUAAUACGUAGUGGCCUUUUCAAGGCCUAGUCCCAGGGAAAACAUUUUGUAGAGUAUAGGGGAGUGGGAGGAAGGGAAGGAAUAAUUUUUUAUUUAAAGUUAAUUUCUGCACUAUCUUUUUUCUCAAUUAUCUGCAUGAAUAAUAAUGAGGAAUAUUUUGUGACUUUCAUUGGUAAAUAUGUUAACAGAACCAAGUACUUAAUCUUUUACAUCAUGUCUUCAGCUAUUUGUAUUUUAACUUCCGUAACUUCAAUGGUCUGAAACAUGAUUCUGAGCUUCACAUGAAUUACAUCUUACUGUGGAACUCACAAGGUCGAUCCCUGAAUCUGGCAGUUACUAUUACCUGGGUGCCCUGCCGUUCGACAGGUGUGCAGGCACACGUUCCUGACCACGAAGCUGCUUUUGAGUUUUGUUAUGUUGGGCUCCUGGAAAGUAACAAUGAUGGCAGCAGUUAAGGUCACAGAAACCACUGAGUGAAGGGAAAACAACAAGGGGUCCUGCGUAAUUUUCUUUUAAUAAAUAAAGUGAGACUUAGGUGGUGGGAAGAAGGCAUUAGACACUCUACUUACCACCGUGUGUGUGUAUGUUCACGUGUGUGUGCGUGCGUGUUUGUGUGUAUGUAAUCCGCUCCUUUUUCUUUGAAACACAUUAAGAUUAAAAUAGGGGAGAAAUCCUAUAUGUUGCAAUGAUAGAAUUUUUUGAAAAUUUAGGAAAUCAAAAAUUCUCCAGGCUCUCCAUCUUGAUUUAUGCUUGAGUUGUUAUGUGCCAUAUUUGCUUUGAAAUCUUUGAUUAUCAGAAGUUUUACUAAAAUUUUGAAGAAAUAAUCCGUUUUCAUCUGCUUUCUAGAUUUCUUAGUCAGUUCAUAAGACAGAGCUUGUUGAUAGCGUAGUUUUCUAAAGGCUGCAAGUCUGCAGCCAUUACCACUUCAAAGAGGUUUGAAUGAGGGACUUUUUUUUUCCUUGUUAAAAUAGUUCCUGUUUCUGUAGCAACUUCAUUUUUAGAUUAAUCUGUGAUGGGUGAGCUGUAAGUCAAGUAUAUAGUUCUUUUUUCUAUCAACUAUUCAUUGUCAUGCAAUAGUAAAGGCAUUAAGGAUGCAACAAGCUUGUAAAGUACUAUUUUCUAAAAGAAAUAGGAGGCAUUUUCAUCUUUAUUAUUGUACUUUUGGUUAUGUAAACACUUUGAUAUAAACGUUUAUGUCCCCCAUAAAUCUAGUCAGAAAUCACUUUUCACUUUGUUGAUUAAGUUAAAAAGUCUAUAGUAGGGUAGAAUACUGGGUACAAGUGGUCCAAAGUAAGUAAAAGACUACGAUAAAAAUGCUAGAUCUUAAAAAGAAGCUGGUUUAUGCACUAAACGUUUUGUGCCUUGGUCUAAUAUUAACAUGAUGUCUGUAUAAAAUGACUAAAAGAACCAGUGUUGAACCAUGUUAUAUUUCCCAUCAUUCUGCAUUAUCCCAAAUUGCUAAGUGUAUUCUUUCCAAGAAGUUUGAUUGAAUUACUAUACAUUUACUGCCAUGUGUGACAGUUUUGUCAUUGUUAGAGAUUUCAGUAAUUAAAAUGGGAAACAGAAGCUUAAGUUAUUUUCCUUAUCAAAACUGUGUUCCUUGGAACCACGUUAUUAUGAUGGUUUUCGUGCUCUUGUACAUCGGAUGUCUUAAGCUGAGUGCAGUUUAGGAGAUCCUUUCUAAUUACAGGAAGGUACUUCUUUCCUUCAACACUGUGAUCUGACCUGUGACAAAUCUGUACUAUACACUAUGUAAAUGGCUAACAAGUCAAUUGCAAACCAACUGAAUGUACAAAUCUUAGUGCUGGUGCUGAAAUCUCUUCAGAAUAGUCAUCAUGAUCUCAAAGUUCGUUUCAAAAUUUGCAAGCAUCAAGUGUCAAUCAGAACUGAAGAUGAAACACUAAUGAAUGUUGAAUUCUCAUGCUUUAGGUGUACUUCUUUUUAGAUAUUUUGGUUCUCUGCUAUUUUUACCGUACUGUUUCAUUUAAAUUUCCUACACGCUAACUUCGUUUGUGCGAUUGAAAUAAAAUUGCAGUAUAUACAUGUUGCUUGUUUGUGACACUAAGAUAAUCUUCUGACAGUCUGUUGGUUCUAAAAUAAGUUGUACUGAAUGUGAAAAACACUUCUUAAAGUCCAUGACGUCACUAUUUAAAGUUUACGUAUCACGCUAUUCUUUAAAGGUUCCAUAAGUCAUAAAUACUCAGUAAUGUAUACAAAGGGAAUAUGUGAUAAUGUAUCUACUUUUUGCUUGAAAUAAGUGUUGGGUGUUUCCUACUUGUUUUUAUUUUCUCUCAGCCCAGCUUGGUACAGUGUCUUACAGUCAAGAGAAUGAUAAAUGUUUGAAUUCACUCCAUCUUGUUCUACAACGUAGAUACUUAAACUCAUUUAUGCAGUUAAAAUUUUCCUUUAUGUAGUUUGCAGCGUAAAGGACAUUGUCUGGUAAAAGGCCUAAUCAAGUGCUGAAUUUUAGAUAUAGUGAAUUCCGUAUGGAUAGUGUUUGUUUAUACAGUAUGCUGAUUUCUUGAUAUCUACAUAUAAGCAGCAGUACUUUUUAUCUGACUCUUAGGAGGUAUUAAUUUUGAGUUUCGUUUUAGAAGUCUAACGUCUUUAUUAGAAGUACAACGGUCUCUCUUUUUUCUUCUACCAGACCCCGACUCUCCCCUCCCUCAACCUGUCCACUUCUUGCGGACCCGGCGUUCCCACCAUUCACUUACAUUUGCAGCUGUUCAUUACCCAGUCCACGGGUGUAGACAUAUCAGCUGAUUUGUUCUCUCUGUCCCAUCUCAGGAUCCUGCUUCCCUUCAUGUAUAAAUCAGAAUGUUUGUCUACAAACUAAAAGUCUCUUCCCAUUCAGAAAUGAAUUGACAAAUGGUAACUUCUAAAAUUUGCCUAGCUACAACUUCAUCUCCUGCGUUUGUAUAUACUUUCAGUGCCAUUGUGAAGAAUUGGCCUUUAAAUUCUAAGUCGUAUGUUACCCUUUGAAGCACAGUUUACAAAGGUAUGCUACAGGAUCUCUGUCAUUUCUUUCUGUAGCCAUCAUAGCUUUAUAACUCUAUUACCCUGUAAAUUCUGUGGAUUAUAAGCAUAAAAAUGACACCACGUAAAAGCAUACUGUGUGAAAGAACUCUCUAGGAGCUCUUAAUUCCUUUAUGAAGCUAUUACAUAAUCUACUCUCCUAAAAGCAUUUACUCCAGCAUUCACAUUAAAACUCCAAACCUGUUCCUGGUAGUAUCAUUUUUGCUUUUAAUAAAAGGAUGAAUUCCUAUCUGUGUAUCUCCUCAAAGCUAAGAGCUUAUUGAAAUUACUGAUGUUUAAUACCUCUGAUUUUUCACUGGAAAGCCAUUUAAUAUUUAGAUUUAGAUGCUUCUGAAGUACAUAUAAGGAAACUUGUCAAUCUGGGGGAAUAGAAUUGUCCCAGGUCCCUUUGGCUACAUGAAGACACAGUCGAGACCAUUUACUUUUAAGAGUAGUUUUCUCUUGAAUAUAAGCACAUUUGACUAAGUAGCUAAAGUUGGUAACCGCUUAAGAAAGGACAUUUAUAUAAAGCCAAGUGCUGUUGGAGGUCUGGAGUGCAGAUUUUCUGUUUGUUCCCUUUAUGUGGUCUCUAGAUAAUUUUUGAGACUCAAGGGUUUUUUUUCUAUGUAUUCAUAAUACUGAGAAAGUGAAGCCUUCAAAUUUUUUAAAAGUCUAAAAUUGAUUAUAAAA